Molecule: messenger RNA, 634 nt
Organism: Rhododendron vialii
Lineage: Eukaryota; Viridiplantae; Streptophyta; Magnoliopsida; Ericales; Ericaceae
Product: probable steroid-binding protein 3
Exons: 1
Coding region: 121-423 (100 amino acids)
Cellular component (GO): membrane; endomembrane system
Source: RefSeq, a predicted model, not a curated record
AUUUUCAUAAACUUCAGGGAGGUAAACUUCAAGGACCACUGAAAAACUUAUCAAGCGACUUAAUCCACACGCACUCACUCUCGCACACUCUCUCUCAUCUGAAACUCAAUCCCCCGAUCAAUGGAGCUGACACUACAGCAACUGAAGCAGUACGACGGCACAAACCCGUCCAAACCCAUCUACCUCGCCAUGAAGGGCCGGAUCUUCGACGUCACCACCGGAAAAUCCUUCUACGGCCCCGGCGGCGACUACGCGAUGUUCGCCGGAAAGGACGCGAGCAGAGCCCUGGCCAAGAUGAGCAAGGACGAGGACGACGUCGUCGGGUCCCUCCACGGCCUGUCCGACAAGGAGAUGGGCGUGCUCAACGAUUGGGAGAAGAAGUUCGAGGCUAAGUACCCCAUUGUCGGCCGUGUCGCGUCUUAAGUUACUAACCUUGAAAUAUGUCUAUGCAAUGGUUUGUUUGUGUGUGUGUGUGUGUUCUGUGUGUUUACUAGUUGGGGUGUGAGCAAUAAAGUUGGAUAAUUGGGCUAUUUUAGUGAUGGUUUAUGGUGUGUUGGGUCAGGUUGCUUUAUGUUUGGUUUUCAUGCUGUAAUAAGGAUUGAAUGGUUUGAUAAAUCCUAAAUUGAACUUCUUA